AUGCCACCAUCCCUAACCUCCCGCACCUUAGGCUCAAUCUGGGGAGUCUGCGUAGGCGACGCCCUCGGCGGGCCCGUCCAAUUCAUGGACCCAGGCAGCUUCGAGCCCAUCACCGGCCUCGAAUACGUGAAACCCUUUAACCAGCCCGCAGGAUCCUACUCCGACGAUGGCUCCAUGACACUAGCCCUAGCGCAAUCCAUCAUCGACUCGCAAGGCAAAUACAACCACGUCUUAUCCAUCCAGUAUUUUGUCGACUGGUUCUCCACCGGCCGGUUCAGCACGAUCAACCACGCCUGGGACGUGGGUCGCUCGACACGCUCUGCCCUCCAGAGCUGGAAGAAACAGGGCACGGAGGAUCUUCAACGUACCCAGGAGGUAAUUAAUGGGAAGCUAGAUGUGGAGCAAUCCUCCGGGAACGGAAGCUUGAUGAGAAUUGCCCCCGUUGGACUGGCUUUGUGGCGCGAUCUGGGGGAAGCGACAAGAGUCGCGAGAGAGCAGAGUCGGGUUACGCAUCCUGUGCUGGCGUGCUUGGAGGCUUACGAGAGCAAAGAGCAGCUUUGCGACAGAAUCAACGGGUUCAACUUCACGCACAGUGCCCUUGCACAGCGACUCUCGGGCUACAAGACCAUCUCCGACUGGCAAGCCCAGUCGGCCGCGGACAUGCACAGCAGUGGAUGGGUCGUGGAUACGCUCGAAGUGGCGCUGUGGGGAUUUUUCAAGUUUGAUUGCUGGGCCGCGGGAGUAUUGGCGGUGACAAACCUGGGAGGAGACGCCGACACAGCGGCAGCGGUUUACGGGGGUCUAGCGGGCGCCUUUUAUGGAUUUGAAUCGAUCCCGACGACAUGGGUCGACGGCAUGCAGAAUCAGGGGUUCAUUGCGGAGGUUGCUGGGAAGCUGUCGGAGUUUGUUUCCAGGGAGGUUUUGAAUUGA
Molecule: messenger RNA, 930 nt
Organism: Aspergillus bombycis
Lineage: Eukaryota; Fungi; Ascomycota; Eurotiomycetes; Eurotiales; Aspergillaceae
Product: ADP-ribosylglycohydrolase family protein
Exons: 3
Coding region: 1-930 (309 amino acids)
Source: RefSeq, a predicted model, not a curated record